Molecule: messenger RNA, 993 nt
Organism: Closterium sp. Naga37s-1
Lineage: Eukaryota; Viridiplantae; Streptophyta; Zygnematophyceae; Desmidiales; Closteriaceae
Source: the annotation of a GenBank genome assembly
AUGGUGCAUGUGCCGAAAGACUGUUCCUCCACGAACGAGUUACAACAGCACCGCGACAACCUUGCGAAACUCGCGCCAGAGCUCGUCGCUCCCCCUCCUCCGCCCAAGGUUCCCGUCGUAUCCGCAGAGGACCUUUCCGAACUCGAAAUCACCGCAAUCUUGGCGGAUUGCCGCUCCGCCGACACGACUCGGCGGCUCCACGGCGCAAGGACGCUGCGCGCGUUGUCGAAGGAAUCCAACGCGCACCGCACGUUACUUGUCGCCGCGGAGGGGGUCGUCGACGAGCUGAUUGAUCUACUAUCGGAGCCGAGCGACGGCGUUUCGGAGGAAGCGGUGAUUGCCCUCUUGAAUCUUACCACAAAUGAUUCCAAUAGGCGGCUCCUCCUAUCUAAGAUCCUCCUCCCCCUCGUCCGCGCACUUGCCAGCGCUGCUCAGCCCAUGGUUGUUCGGGAAACCGCCGCCGCCGCCAUUUUCAGUCUCUCGGUGGAGGACGACGUUAAAGUGGCCGCCGGCGACGCGGGCGCCGUGGCGCAAUUGGUAGAGAUCCUGCGGUUCGGCUCGCCACAGGGCAAGCGCGACGCGUGUAAAGCGCUCUUUAAUCUCUCCAUGGCGAGCUGCAAUAAGACGCGCGUUUUGGAGGCGAGCGGUGUUCCGGCCCUGGUCGAUUUACUUGCCCACUCCAACAGCGGAACCGCGGAAAAGGCGGCGGCGGUUCUGGCGAAUGUGGUAACGGUGGAGGCGGGACGAGACGCGGUGAUGGAGGAGGAGGAUGCGGUGCUGCAUCUGGUGGAAAUGCUCGAGGCGGGCACGCCGCGAGGCAAGGAGCACGCUACAGUGGUGCUGUUUCAGCUGGCGUAUCACAGCGAAGCGCAUCGAACGGCCAUCCUUAUGGAGGUGGUGAUUCCCCCACUCGUUGGGAUCACGCAGACGGGCACGGCUCGUGCACGAGAAAAGGCAAAGCAACUGCUAUCUAUUCUCCGGAAAACUGGUUGA